UGUAAUAAUCAAGCCAGUCCAGUGGUGAUCUAACAAUCAUAUUUUUCAUUUAAAUGGUGUGAAUGAAAUACGCAGUUAAAAGUUAACUAUUUUCGUAGUGAUAAGUGAAGUGCAUUGUAAGUUAAGAUGUCAGCUCACACGGGCCCUGUGGAGUCGUUUGAUGAAUUUUAUUCCGAGGUGAAGGAGAUAGAAAAGCGAGACUCGGUCUUGACACCAAAGCAACAGAUCGACAGGCUACUUCGCCCUGGCUCCACGUAUUUCAAUCUGAACCCUUUUGAAGUGUUGCAGCUUGAACCUGACUCAUCACUCGAUGAGAUCAAGAAGAAGUACCGGAGGCUGUCCAUCCUGGUUCAUCCGGACAAAAACAUAGAUGAUUCGGAACGGGCGCAACAGGCAUUUGAGAUAGUAAACAGAGCAUGGAAAACCCUGGAGAAUGAUGACACCAGGAAGAAGUGUUUGAAUAUCUAUGAGGAGGCUAAGGAACGCACUGAACAUAUGAUAGAGCAGAAGAGGAAAAAGCAGAGAAAGGAGUCUCGGCAAUCUGAGGGCAUACCUGAAGAUGAUCCUGUCAAGUUCAAACAUGCUGUUUAUGUUAUGACUAUGAAGUUGUUCGCGGACAUGGAGCGCAAGCGGCAGCACCUAGAAACCCGCGACCAGGAGGAGCGGAAGCGGAAGCGGGAAGCGGAAAUCGAGCAGGAGGAACAACUCUCCAUGGAGAAGGAGUGGGCUAAGAACUUUGAGGAAUCUCGACAAAACCGCGUGGAAAGCUGGAAGACCUUCCAGUCCGGCAGCGGCGGGGAAAAGAAGAAGAAGAAGAAAAACAUGAUGAACUUCAAGCCGCCCAAGCCCAAGCCGGAGAGCAGAUAACUUCAAGCUGUAUAAUACGUUAGUUUUAUUCUAGUUUUAGUGGUCGUGUAAGGUAUUCCACUUGAGUGUCGCCCACGCUCAGACCACCUCAACUACUAGAGUACUAAACGGAGCACAUAAAAGCUCUUUCCCACUGACGUCCAGUUUUUUGCGGGUACGGUUUUCUGCAGGAUCCCUUUUUCUGUAGUAUGCGUACCCGCAAACAGAAUGCUAGUGUGAACGUUACUAUAUUAGCACUUUAUCAUCUUCCUCACUUUGUCCCGGUAUUUUGCCACGGCUCAUGGCCUGGGGUCCGCUUGGCAACUAAUCCUAAGAAUUGGCGUAGGCACUAGUUUUUACGAAAGCGACUGCCAUCUGACCUUCCAACCCAAAGGGGGAACUAGGCUUUGUUAGGAUCAGUCCGGUUUCCUCACGAUGUUUUCCUUUACCGAAAAGCGACUGGUAAAUAUCAAAUAAUAUUUCGCACAUAAGUUCCGAAAAACUCAUUGGUACGAGCCGGGGUUUGAAUCCGCGACCUCCGGAUUGCAACUACUACUAAAA
Cydia strobilella is the source of this 1407-nucleotide messenger RNA. RefSeq names its product dnaJ homolog subfamily C member 8 (gene DnaJ-21). The record is from RefSeq and is a predicted model, not a curated record. Gene Ontology annotation, cellular component: nucleus. Lineage: Eukaryota; Metazoa; Arthropoda; Insecta; Lepidoptera; Tortricidae. The transcript has 6 exons. Bases 127 to 867 code for a protein of 246 amino acids.